AUGUCUGUUACUCCGACCGUGCAAUCGUGUGAUAUAAAUCCCAUAUUAACCCCACCAAUCACACCGUCAAACGCAGCUCAACAAAUUAAAGUUGUUCAAGCAAUGCAACAAAAUACUGGAUCUUUCGGUCUAACAAAUAUUGCCUUAUUCGAAGCCAAUGAAAAUCCGGUUGCCAUGUUUCCUAGUCCGAUCACACCGGGUUUUCCUAUUAACGUUAAUGUAUCAACGGAAAAUUUAUUUUCAAAUUACACCACCAAUCCUCUCGACAAUCAAAUCACUUACCAUAAUUCACCGGAGACUGCACUCU
Messenger RNA from Racocetra persica, 307 nucleotides. Lineage: Eukaryota; Fungi; Glomeromycota; Glomeromycetes; Diversisporales; Gigasporaceae. The record is from the annotation of a GenBank genome assembly.